CAGAAAAACAUCCCCGAGGUGGAAUCCGCUCCUUCGUGCCGCCGCUCCUCUCCGCCGUCAUUAUCGGGGCCUCUCCGGGCACUCAGAGCGAGCCAUGCCCGGAGGGAGGUGACCGGCCCCGGGGCCGCUGCUGCUGCCUCCCCGGCCGGAGGACGGCCGGGGAGGGAUGGAGAGGCCGCUGCUGCCGCUGCUGCUGUCCGAGCUCCGCGUCGGGAACGCGGCGUGCGACGUGAGCCUGAGCCGGUCCCGGCUCGGCUGGAACAGGCGGCCCUCCGGCCCGGUGUACCGCCCGUUCAGACCCAGUGUGUCUCACAGCGUGUUGGUGUCAGAGGUCAUCUCUGUCCGAGAGGAGGACAGCGUCAGGGGAACAGACGACGGCAGCUGGACAACAAAGAUCAGAGCGAGAGAAGCAAAGGACUGCAGGCCGGCCUUCACAGUGCUGUACGUGGAGAGGUGUCAGCAGCACCGCUGGCGGGGUGCCGAGGUCACCUUCACCUGUCCAGAGGCGGCGUUGUGUCGGCGUUGGGUCGGCGCCAUCGGGGAGCAGCUCGCCGUCAUCGCCAGCAGACCCAAGCGCCUGCUGGUCUACAUCAACCCGUUCAGCGGGAAGCGGCGAGGACAGAGCGUCUACGAGCAGCAGGUGGCGCCGCUGUUCGCCCGGGCCGGCGUCUCCACGCACGUCAUCGUGACGGAGCACGCCAAUCAUGCGAGGGACCACCUGAGGACGGAGGCGGAGCUUCAGAAGAUUGACGGGGUGGUGUGCGUCGGGGGGGACGGCAUGUUCAGCGAGCUGGUGCACGGGCUGGUCUGGAGGACGCAGGUGGACGGCGGCGUGGACCCCGGCGGGCCGGACGCGGCGCUGCUGCCGUGCUCGCUGCGCGUCGGGGUCAUUCCUGCAGGGUCGACCGACUGCAUCUGCUUCGCCACCGUGGGCGCCAACGACCCCGUGACCUCUGCGCUGCACAUCAUCGUGGGAGACUCUCAGCCGAUGGACGUGUGCACCAUCCACCACAACAACACCUUCCUGCGGUACUCCGUCUCGCUGCUGGGUUACGGUUUCUACGGCGACGUGCUGAGUGACAGCGAGAGGAAGCGGUGGAUGGGCCCGUCCAGAUACGACCUGUCAGGUGUGAAGAUGUUCCUGACUCAUCACUACUAUGAAGGAACGCUUUCCUACCUGCCGGCCACAGGCAUCAUGGGAACGCCGCGGGACGCCGCCAAGUGUCGAUCUGGCUGUUUGGUCUGUCAGCAGAACGUGAAGCGACUUUCAGAGAAAGCCGAGCGGUACGAGGCGGACGAGGCGUCGGACAUCGAGAGUGAGGGCGAGUGGAGGACCAUCAGAGGGAAGUUCUUGGCCAUCAACGCUGCCAGCAUGAGCUGCGCCUGCCCCCGCAGCCCCAAAGGCCUCAGCCCCGCCGCACACCUGGCCGACGGCACCACCGACCUCAUCGCGGUGCGGAAAUGCUCCCGCUUCGACUUCCUCCGGCACCUUUUGCGGCACACCAGCAAAGACGACCAGUUCGACCUGACCUUCGUGGAGGUCCACCGGGUGCGGCGCUUCCGCUUCACGCCGCGUCACUGCCAGAGCGACUCGGACCUGGACCUGGACCUGGACAUGCGGGAGAACGGCAAACGCCAGAUCUUCCGCAAGAUCUGCCGAGACCACCCGGCGUGCGGCUGCGCCCCCGCCUACAGCAGCUGGAACUGCGACGGCGAGAUCCUGACCCCCGCGGCCAUCGACGUCCGGGUGCAAUGCCAGUUGAUCAAGCUGUUCGCGCGAGGGAUCGAAGAACCAACGGUGUUUGAGGACCUCGCCAACCCCUCUGCAAUAUAGGCCCCAUGACCCGGUUCUCUGGUCUGGUUCUGUGGACUCGAACCCGUUUUGGGGUGAAGUCGUAGUUUCAUCUCCUCUUGGCUUGAACUGGUCUUGACUGUGUUGGACUUGUCUGCCUUGUGGCUUGUUUGGACCGACUUGUGUUGGGUCAACCGAGUCCAGGUGUUGGUUCAGCAGAGUCCGACUGAAGCCCAUUUUCGAAGUACUCGAGUCCGGUCUUGGUCCAGAGACCUUUUUGCCUCGUCAUGGUCUCGCCGAUUCUUUACUUUCGGCCUUUCUCUGCCUCGUGUUGUUGGCCCUGAGCCUCCAGACAUUCUCUCCAUUCUCACCUCCACAUGAGAUCCAAACUCAUUUCUAGAUCGACUUUGAUUCGUUGUGUUUCUCAAUCGGGUCUCAAGAUGUUUUCUUCUUAUAUCAGGACCUUUUUGAUGACUGAGUCCCCCCCCACCCUCCACUCUCCCCCCUUCAGCCGUUAAGAACAGUUUUUUAAAGAUAUUUAUUCUAAAUUGUUACAGAAAUCUUAUCUCAUUUGCACUUUUUUAAAUGCUGGAUUUGGAAUCAACUGUUACAUGUUUCAAGAAUGCCAGACGCCUUCAGUCACCGCGAGGGUCGUGUAAUCAUUAGGGGUCAGGCGGCUGAUUCCCAAUCAUGUAGGGUAGAGUUUAGAGUAGAGGGUAGUGUAUAGCAAAGGGUAGAGUAUGGUAGGGUAGCAGGGCUCUCAAGUUUUGAAGACAGGCAAGAGUGACAUUUCCCAUGAGCAGCAUCCCUCCCCCCCCCGCAGAAUGAAAUUUUCGGAUAUCAGUCAGUCGCGCGCAAUUCCAGGAUGCUUUAUUUUCAUUGGUUGCUGGAUUAAAUCUUACCCAGAUACAACAGAUACGGGGUUUUUUUCUGAUUGGCUAUUGUGGAGCCCAUUUCUUUUUUUUGGUUGGCUGAUAAGUGGCUCCACACAGCAGAACUCCAGGGAAGCGCUUGAUUCCUCCACGGUGAGGGCAGCGCGGCUCAUGUUGGCGCGCUGCGGCACAUUAAAACAUUAAAUAGCCGAGAGUUUUUUUCAGCGUGAGAAAUACGAUGUGUGGCGGGAGUGCGUGACUUAAGACCGAAAUGCAUGAGUCUCACGCUCAAUGCGUGACACUUGAGAGCCCUGGGGUAGAGUGUAGUAUAGAAUAGAGUCGGGUAGAGUACUGAACAUGGUCAGAAAAAUAAUGCCGACAGGACAUUUACUCCCCAGCGUUGGGCCUUCCUCUCGGCGUCUUUAUGUUAUUUUUCUUUUCUUUUUUUAUUGUCUCCAGUCCUCCAUCGAUUCUCAGGAAAGCCGGAGUUCAAUCGUAACUGCGACUUUUAAAUUGUUAAUUACAUUACAUUACAUGUCAUUUAGCAGACGCUUUUAUCCAAAGCGACUUACAAUAAGUGCAUCAACCUAGAGUACAAACUAAGAAAAUGGUGAAUGGUUUUAUUUCCCAGCAAUUCAGAAAAAAGCAGAAAAAGAAACUCAAAUUCCUCCCAAGAAGUUUUCUUCAGUCUUGCUGCGUGAAUGUUCUGAAGUGUUCCGGUUCUUGUCGAGCCAUCGAGGACUUCAACCGCCAAAGAUGGCGAUUACAACCAAAAGGAAACGGUCUUUCCAGAUCCGUGUGCGGAGUGUCGAUACGUCGACACGCGGCCCAGACCAAAGGUAGCCGGGGAGGAGAAUGUUAAGAAUGGCUUGCAGCCGAGUUAACUGCUGCCUCUCAGCCCAAUGGAGGCCUCCAAGCACUUUACAUACAGACUCUUCUUGUUUCUCAUCUAUUCAGUUUAUAUUGUAGAGCCCAUUCUCACACAUUACACAUGUGAAUCAGUGCUUUACAAUCUGUACACAGACAUCCCUGUCUACCCUACUCUACCCUCUACCAUACUCUAUUCUACCCUCUACUCUACCAUACUCUACUCUAUUCUACUCUACCCAACCCUACCAUACUCUACUCUACCAUACUCUAUUCUACCCUACCUUCUACCAUACUCUACUCUACCAUACUCUAUUCUACCCUCUACUCUACCAUACUCUACUCUAUUCUACCCAACCCUCUACUCUACCAUACUCUAUUCUACCCUCUACUCUACCAUACUCUAUUCUACCCUCUACCCUACCAUACUCUACUCUACCAUACUCUAUUCUACCCUACCCUCAACUCUACCAUACUCUAUUCUACCCUACCCUACUCUACUCUACCAUACUCUAUUCUACCCUACCCUCUACUCUACCAUACUCUAUUCUACCCAACCAUACUCUACUCUACCAUACUCUAUUCUACCCUACCCUCUACUCUACCAUACUCUAUUCUACCAUACUCUAUUCUACCCUCUACUCUACCAUACUCUAUUCUACUCUACCAUACUCUAUUCUACCCUACCAUACUCUAUUCUACUCUACCCUACCCUACCAUACUCUACUCUACCAUACUCUAUUCUACCCUACCAUACUCUAUUCUACCCUACCCUCUACCCAACCCUACCAUACUCUACUCUACCAUACUCUAUUCUACCCUACCCAACCCUACCAUACUCUACCAUACUCUAUUCUACCCUCUACCAUACUCUACUCUAUUCUACCCUCUACUCUACCAUACCCUAGCCUACAUUAUUUUACCCUACCCUCUACUCUACGUACUCUAUUCUAGCCUACCCUCUAUUCUAGCCUACACUAUUUUACCCUCUACUCUACCCUACUUUACCCUACCCUCUACUUUACCCUACCCUCUAGUCUACCAUACCCUACUCUAUUCUAACCUCUACCAUAAUCUAGCCUACACUAUUCUACCCUCUACUUUACCCAACCCUCUACUUUACCCUACCCUCUACCAUACCCUACACUAUUCUACCUCACCCUCUACUCUACCAUACUCUACCCUACAUCGACGCCAUUGGGCUGAACGUCACCAGUUAACACGGUCUCUCGUUAGGCCAAACCACCUGGCGGUCUGAAUUCUAAUAAGCAUUCAAACACACUAUUGACCCAGAGUGUCCUCUUCAUUUAUUAAUUAAUGUGAACUUCUCUCGGCCAACAGAAUAUCAUUUAACACAAAACCAAAUGUUUAAUUGUGUCGUGUUGCUGGAUGUUUCUGUGUUUAUUGAUAUUGAAGUUUUGGAUCAUUUUUGUUUUGUUGCAGUGUUAAUAUUAUAUAUAUCCAACAAUCUGCUUGUGCAGAAAUAAGAGAGCCAUGUGCAUUGUUUGUGUUUGGACAGGUUGUAUUUACAUGCGUUUAUUAUGUUCAUCGCGGCGUUGCAUUUUCUCCACUGAGGACGGUGAAAAUGUCCCAAAACAUGUUCCUGCUUUCAAGAGGAUGAACCCUUUUUUAGAUUUAAGUGACUCCGUCACCUUUCCUCCUUCCUCUUUCCUCCACCCUCGGGAAAACUGGCCAUGUUUAGACUUCACUAGAAGCAGAAAAUCGUCAAGAGAAAUAUAUUAUCUUAAAUUAUAUUAUAAAAAACAAAACAAAUGUUUUCCUCUAAAACCGCUAGAAGAGAUUUGACUGGACAGGAAGUUGACGAGCGAUCCGGUUCCCCCUCUGCUGCCGUCGAGCUGGACUCGAGCCGACGGAGGAGGGAACCGGGAGCGGCUCACGGACGCCAACAGUCCAAAGACCGGCGGCGGGUUUGAUCCCGUCGUCGACCUCCCAGGUCCGACUUCUUGAACCCAAUCGAACCCGACGAGAACGCAUUAAUGAUGCAGCAUGUGAUGGAGGCAAACGGUCUCCUGUUAUACAAUCAGUCUUAAUGUUUAAUGUAAAACCUCCGAACAACAACCACCAACCAAAGGUGCACACGGAUAGCUGACUGAGGGGUUAUUUUAGUGGUUAAUAUCUAUUUAUUUACAUUUAGUGGUCUAACUAUGAGUUGAAUGUCUUUGUCUUUAUUAUAUAUAUUUAGUGCCCAGUCAUACCAGGAACUGGCUCAUUAAUUUGCGUUUUUUUCUUAGUGAUAAUAGUCCCAGAGAGCUAUAUUCACGUAUUAUCGAGCCGCGUAGCUAGCUCGCUACUAGCUAACGGCGCAUUCACAAUUCAUAUAGAACCGAAAAAGAAGUGACAUAAAGAAAAUACUUAACGAGGCUUUAUAGAAGCUCAGUGACAUCGCGACGGCUCGCGGGGUGAACUACGUUACCCGGGACACGCUAACGACUAGCAUGCUAGCGAGGUGGGAACACGCAAGGGCGUCGUUCUGUUCCGUCUCCAUUUCAUGAGUUAGCACCUUAGCUCGGUCGCUAACGGGGACGAGUUCACGCAGUUGAUUUUUAAAAAGUGUCGUUGUACCAUUUCACGCCCAACGUCGAACUGAAGCUAAUCAAUUUAUUUGACCGUUUUUUAGAUGUUGACUGAGCCUGAUUUACCAGAUUUACCAGCACACAGUUUAUUCUGAGAUUGAAGAAAUUUCCGUCAUGACGCUAUGACAAACACGACCGUUCAAAAGUUUGGGGUCACCCAGACAAUUUGGUGUUUUCCAUGAAAACUCACUUUUAUUUAUCAGAUGAAUUCAAAAUGAAUAUCAAAUCUAGUCAAGACAUUGAGGAGGUUAUAAAUCAUGUUUAUAGUAAAUAUUAAUGUUGUCUUCUUGUGGCUCAAAGGAAGGCCAGAUUUAUAGCUUCAGCAGCAGCAUAACUGUUUUCAGCUGCGCUCACAUAAAAAGGGUUGAAAGGGUUUUCUACCCCUCCGCUAGUCUUCUAAGGCGAUAACACAAUGUACCAUUAGAACCCUGGAGAUGGGCCUCUACACACAUCUGGAGAGACUUCAUUAAACACCAGAGAAUAGUCAUGUACACAUUAACUAUGUAGAGAGUCUCACACACUCGCGAUUUAAUGUGAUCUUCAUUGAUAAAACAGAUCUUUGAAUAAUAAGGACAUUUCUACGUGACUCCAAACUUCUGAACGGUCGUGUAUAACUUUACCGGUUUCCUAUCGUUUACGUUCUGCACACUUUGCGUUAGCUUGCCGUUGGUUAGCAUGACGUCGUUUUCACAGCGUCCCUCAGAGACGGUCUGAAUGUCAUCUGAAAAAAUCUAAUUCGGAACCGAUAGUGAAGAAAUUAAUAGAUUUUCCCACUUAAAUUUUUUCUGUCGUGUGAAUGCUGUGACCUCAGUAAAAUAUGUAAUCGUGGAUUAUAAUAAGUAUAUUGAGUUUUAAGACUUAACUCUGGUUGUUUUACUCACAGCAUGGAGAACCUGUAGAACGAAGGAUUAGUCGUUCUUUUGAAAAUACAGAAGCUUUAAAGUAAAUUAUCUUUCUGAUUUGAGUUUCUCUAUGAAAUCUGAAAACUAACUAAAACGUCCACAAAGUCCAAAAGUCGUGUUUGUUUUCAAACUUCCAGAAUGACCACGUUUCACUCCGUGACUCGUUGGUUUCCUCUCAUUUAAACCUCUAACUAACUGGAGAUAUUUUCAUUUUCAAUCCUGUAGCUCCAAAUGUUUGUUCUCAUGUUUGAGUCGAGCUGUACGUGAUCUCUGAUCUCUGAUCUGUGUUCUCUGAUCUGUGUUCCUUCUGCUGUUUCAAUCAUCAGGAAUAAAAACAAACUUAUUCAACACUU
Pseudoliparis swirei is the source of this 7380-nucleotide messenger RNA. Its product is annotated as ceramide kinase-like. The record is from RefSeq and is a predicted model, not a curated record. The transcript is spliced from 13 exons. Gene Ontology annotation, molecular function: kinase activity. The coding region runs from base 167 to 1834 and encodes 555 amino acids. Lineage: Eukaryota; Metazoa; Chordata; Actinopteri; Perciformes; Liparidae.